Neopelma chrysocephalum (saffron-crested tyrant-manakin) is the source of this 622-nucleotide messenger RNA. Its product is annotated as dynactin subunit 1-like. Gene Ontology annotation, molecular function: microtubule plus-end binding. Gene Ontology annotation, cellular component: microtubule plus-end; nucleus; cytoplasm. The annotation marks the transcript as partial. The transcript has 3 exons. Gene Ontology annotation, biological process: cytoplasmic microtubule organization. The record is from RefSeq and is a predicted model, not a curated record. Lineage: Eukaryota; Metazoa; Chordata; Aves; Passeriformes; Pipridae.
UGGCGCAGAGUGGCUCCAUCGGCAGCGCUGGAAUUCUCCGUAUCCCUCCCUCGGAGCAUCCUCGCCCAGAAAAGGGCUUUUCCCCCCUCCGUUGCCGCCCGGCGGAGCCCCGGGAGAGGGGAGGGACACGCGCGGGGAUGCUGGGAUCGGCCGGGACGCUGGGAAGCGCCGCUGGAUGAGCUGAGAGCGUUGGCCGGGGUUCGGGAAUCUCGGGAGCAGCAUGGCCCAGGGCAGGAGGCACGCGUCCGGCCGGGCCUCCAGCACGGCCAGGAUGAGCUCGGAGGGCGGCAGCAGGCCCCUCAAGGUGGGCUCCCGCGUGGAGGUGAUCGGGAAGGGGCACCGUGGCACCGUGGCCUACGUGGGGGCCACCCUGUUCGCCACCGGCAAGUGGGUGGGGGUCAUCCUGGACGAGCCCCGCGGCAAGAACGACGGCACCGUGCAGGGCAGGAAGUACUUCACCUGCGAGGAGAACCACGGCAUCUUCGUCAGGCAGUCACAGAUCCAGGUGUUUGAGGAUGGAGCCGACACAACGUCCCCAGAAACCCCGGAAUCUGCUGCCAUGAAGGUCCCCAAGAGAGGUACAGCCUGGCUGGGAAAUCCUUCCCAAAGGGGCGGGAAUUUU